Molecule: messenger RNA, 972 nt
Organism: Trichosurus vulpecula (common brushtail)
Lineage: Eukaryota; Metazoa; Chordata; Mammalia; Diprotodontia; Phalangeridae
Product: UPF0711 protein C18orf21 homolog
Source: RefSeq, a predicted model, not a curated record
GGCGACGGCAGUAAUGAAGAAUAAGCAUUUCCUCAGAAUGGCUGCUGAGAAGCUUAUGGAAGCCUGCCCGGGCCAGGCCCGGUAUCUUCUCUGGGAGUACACUGCCUCACAGGAUGAAAAGUCUGUUUCAGAAGGCCAAUGUCCAUAUUGCUACCAGUUCCUGGUGCUGGAUAAAUACAGAGUUCGCCUCAAGCCCAAGCCAAAACUAACACCAAAAGUAAAGAAACUUCUUAAUCGGGAAUCAAAAAAUUGUAGACUCACUUUUAAGACAAAGAUUCUUAAAAAGUACUGGGAGUCCAAAAGUAUUCUGUUGGUUACCUGCAAAGCAUGCAACAAAACAGUGAGGUAUAAUGGUGAAAGCAGACGCUACCUGGCAGAAAUGAAAAAUAAUCUUAGCACCCCCAAGAUCAAACCUGGCAUGAAGACACCGGAUAUAAAAGCUUCAGGAUCUACAAAGAAAAAGAAGAAAUCCUUCAGUAGUAAUAAAUCUGGUUCCAAAGACAAUAGUCCAGCAUUGAUUUUCAGAACACCUACAUCUGGACAGUCAACAUCCGGUUCCUCCUCAAAGAGUCUCAGCAAAAUGAAGCAUCAUUUAUCUCAGCUGAAAAUGAUGCUUAAUAGUGAAGAAAGCCAAAAGACCCCAUCAAAGGAUUUCAGAAAUUUCUUGUCCUUACUUUAAACAGUGAAUUUGGUGAUGGACAUUAAUAGUUGUUGACAUUGGAGCAGUUGCAGAGGGGGGGGGUCUGCUUUGUCCUCACAGCAGCAAACAAUUCUCUUUGACAUCCUUUUCAGUACUCUUUAACUGAUAUUUCUGGAGUGCCUGGCACAUAGUAAGAACUUAAUAAAUACCUACUGAGUUGUGCUUGGCCUCCCUGGGAAGGAUAAUACCAUGGGAAUGCAUAGCUGACAUGACAUAUGAAGUCACAUUCCAGCUUUAAUGUGUUAUAUAUUUAACAUGGGGUAAGGUUGGAG